AUUCAUACAACUCAUGAAACUUUAUCAGUGUUAUUCCGAGAAUGUAAUUUAUAUUUUCCAAAAUAUAUGUUAUUUGUUACUCCGUUUGAAAAUACCAGCCGGCAUAAAGUAUAUUGAAUUUAUGUAGCGUUCGAAACAGUGUUUACGUUUAUCGUCAGAGCGAAAGGUUGUUUCGUAGGUCAAUGCUCUGUUAUUUUUGUUAAUAUGGCGACCGUAGACCGACUGUAUGUGCUCUACAAUAUUAUAUCUGACGCCAAAGACGAUGCAGCUAAACAUGAUGCCGAGUUUGCAGAGAUCUUAACUGGUGUGAAGGGAGGAUCCGGUGAGAGAAGACUAACAUCACAAUUCAUUGCUCGGUUCUUCCACCUGUUUCCCACUCAUCAAGAUCAGGCAUUAAAUGCUCUUUUUGAUCUUUGUGAAGAUGACGAUGUCACAAUACGUAAGCAGGCCAUCAAAGACUUGCCAAGCCUCUGUAAGGGUCGCACAGAAUUGGUACCGAAGGUGGCUGAUAUCUUGGCCCAGUUAUUGCAGAUGGAAGACCAAGCUGAGUUAGCUGCUGUUCAGAAUUCUCUUGUUACUCUUCUUAAAACAGAUGCUAAAGGAACACUGACAGGACUCUUCUACCAAAUUGAACAUAGUGAAGAUGAGUUAGUACGUGAACGAUGCAUCCGCUUUUUGCACACAAAGAUUCGCUCCUUAGGGUCUGAAGUAUUUAACACCGAAGUGGAAAAUUUGAUUCUUACUGAAGCCAAAAAGGUUUUACAGGUUGCUUCAUCAGAAGACGAAUUUACUUUAGUUAUGGGAAUCCUCCGUGAAUUGAAAUUGUGUCAAACCAUAAAGGGUUACCAGCAGCUAGUUGACCUUGUGGCUGAACAGGUAGACUUUACAAGACCCUUUGACCCAGCAGACUUAGAGAGUGUGCAUCGUCUUGCUACUUGUACCAAGCAGGCUUUACCCUAUUUCUCUUCACAAGUACGGUCUACACAGUUUGUAGAAUACAUGUGGCGGGAAGUUGUACCAGCAUUGGAUCAUCUGGAGUCAGCUGUUGCUGAUGGUGGAAACAAUGCUGCUCUCAUUCUUGAUUUACUCAAGAUUAUGGCUGAACUUGUACCACAUGCAGGCAGCAUAGAAGAUAUCGGCUUGAAAGUCCUGGCCAUUUAUGACAAAUUGCUGGAAGUGAUGCCCCUCCCCCCAGAGGGUGAUGCAGCAACAGAGGCCUUAGAAGGUGGAGUGAGCUUGGAGUUUUCACGUGUUGAGUGUCUUCUUUUCACUUUCCACCAACUUGCAAAACAUAAUCCAGAGUUCCUCAAUGAAAAUCCAGAUCGCCUAAAAGACUUCAGACUUCG
Penaeus vannamei (Pacific white shrimp) is the source of this 1346-nucleotide messenger RNA. NCBI's taxonomy places the organism in Eukaryota, Metazoa, Arthropoda, Malacostraca, Decapoda, Penaeidae. The record is from RefSeq and is a predicted model, not a curated record.